Molecule: messenger RNA, 2073 nt
Organism: Coniosporium apollinis CBS 100218
Lineage: Eukaryota; Fungi; Ascomycota; Dothideomycetes
Exons: 2
Coding region: 1-2073 (690 amino acids)
Source: RefSeq, a predicted model, not a curated record
AUGUCAUCGGUGGAAAGUGAAAUGAAUUACAACACGGACGACCUGAAGGAGUUCUCUAGGCCCUUCCCAAAUGCCGUCCCGACAACGAACCGCGGCUCUUCGACGCCCGAAACCAGCUAUGUGACAACAGAAUCCAUCCGAAGUCAUUUUGAAAGACUUGAGACGCGGAUGGAUCGCAUCGAAGGCGCUCUGAAUAAGAUACUGGACCGUUUGCGCUUGUCGGCGGUGGACGACGAAGAUGGAAGGCAGCGAACCAAGCUUGAUGGCUCGACUUCGGAAAACCAGGAGAAUCUCACUGUUCUGGAUACAACAAACAAUCACGAAAUGCAGCAACCGGGCCAAGAACCCACCAUCGAACAGGAUACUGAUCGCCAGUAUACGUACACUCCUCUCGACACUACUAAAUCGCACAUCCGGAUUCUGAGGCUCCAUCGAGCAGAAGAGCUCUUAGAUCCGCUGAUUGCAGAUCUCGUCGUUGUUGGUCUGGACGAUGAUACUAUCAAAGGCAUCAACCAAUCCGACAUUGACGAACGAGGUGAUCAAGUUUGUCUCAUGCGUCGCAUCUACAAACGCGCCUCGUCGGUCCAUGUUUGGCUGGGCGAAGAGGCGGAUGAUAGCUCCGUGGCGAUCGAUCUCUUGAAUACCCUAGGUGCGCCUCCUAAGCAUGCGCCUGGUGAAAGGACAAUACGGUAUCCAUCAUUUACUGAAGAGGAAGUCAUGCGCCAUUGGAACGCACUGAGGGCCCUCUUCAAACGACCUUGGUGGGAGCGUGUGUGGAUCAGACAGGAGAUUGCACUUCAUGUGCUCGUGAAGCUGUGGUGCGGGGGCAAGAGCUUUGAUAUGAAUGCCUUGGGACCGGCACUCUUUAUGUUGAGGCAUAUCUCAUCGUUGGGUUAUGCCAGCACUGUUUCCAAUUCAGAUGACAAGUCCACAGUGUCCUUACCAUGGGACUUCCACCCCAGAACGUUAGUCGAACUGAGGCGACUCACGGGAAACGGGCUUCUCUGGGUCGGCCUUGCACAGCUCUUGCGCAUAACAAGAUCUUGCAAAGCAACAGAUGCUCGCGACACGGUAUUCUCUGUGUUAGGCAUGGCGGAUCCCGAGAUCUACCCCAUCGUUCCAAAUUACCGCCAAGAGUUGAAUCAGGUACUUCUAGGUGCGGCACAGGCCGUUAUCGGCCUGGAAUACGGGCUUGAAAUCUUAGGCGCUUGCCAGAACCCUGAGAAGAAACAUGGCUUGCCUUCCUGGAUACCGUUCCUACUGGAUAAAUGGAAAGCAAUACCCUUCCAGACGGCGAAUGUGCAGGGACAAAGAUUCAUCCCUCGGCUUACCGAGGCGGAGUUGCCCAGUGUCCAGGUCGAAGCUGAGGUUCUAGUGCUGCAGGGUUGUCUUGUGGAUGCUGUCGAAUCCAUCUGCAAAUCUUUUAUCAGGAACAAAGCCGAUGCGGAAGACAUGGAGUUCGUAUACUCUUCCUGGAGAAAGUUCGCCAAAGAUGCAUCAUUGCGGAAGCAAUUAUGGAAACAGGAUAUCAGCAACUACGUCAAAUGCGAGGAGCAAGAGAAAACGAGGAACUGGAUUCGCUUUCUAACGGUCCUGGUCGACGAAGCGCAGGACCUUCAAAGCCACUACGGUCUUCCUCACGCACAGAAAGACAAGGGCCCCGACUCGUUUUUGAGCGAUCCCCUGAAGAGUCCAUACUAUCACAUUGGCCUCAACCCCAAGCUCACACGCUCCUACUUACUUCCCUCAUCACACUCAUCCGCUAGUCCUCAUCCGAAUCAUAGAGUUCAUGCCGGAUUUCAAUCAUACGGCGUUGGGCGUCGUCUUUGUAUUACGAAGAGAGGAUUGUUGGCUCUAAUUCCCGCUGAGGCCCAAAUCGGGGAUCCCAUUGCGGUUUUCAAGGGAGCCUCAUUUCCGUAUGUGCUACGAAAGUCCAAAGAAGAGAGUAAUCAUAUCCUCAUUGGGGAAGCCUUCAUUCCAAGUUGGGUCGGCGGGAUUGGGGAGAGGAAUGCAGAGACGUUGAUGAGGGAGGAGUGGAGAGUCGGAUUGCAUUCGUGGAUCCGGAUAUGCUAA